UCAAACAUCUGCUGUUAUAUUUCCCGCUUUUAACAAAGAGCGGUUUUAAAAAAGAAUCAAAUGUUCGGUGAAGUACUUCGUACCUUCUCCUACUCUUGGCUGUAUCGAACUACAAUGAUACUAAAUUACGAUAAAUAAAUUUAACUGAUAUAAGACAUCAGAUACUGCUUUUUACAUUUCUGUACGUAGGUAGGUAUUGAUUGUUUACAACCUUCUCGACUCUUACAUAAGAAAAUAAACUCACAUCAUAUGCUCGGAUGGAUCUCGUGAAAUCGAUACUCCAACUUAUUGCCACUCGGCUGGCUAUCUGGGACCUUCAUGAUAUAUUUAAUAUGCAUCCUUUGCGGUCUCGCCACUCUCGGCCGCCAAUCAACACGGAGGCUACGUAUGCAUAAAUAGAUCGUUGCCAUGGUAACGCCCCGUUCGCUUAAUAAACACGCUUCGCUUGAUGUCGCCAUGACAAUGACUUUCAUUCCAUAAUUGACAGCCGACGUGAUAACACAAAAUGUUCUGGGGUAUCAGUCCAGCUAUUGAUUUGCAAGAAGUGUAUUUGAAAUACGGCGACAAGAAUGCCUACGAACUCAACUUCCUCGUCAUCGGAGGCUGCGACGGCCGCCACCUCCUCAAGACGUUGGCGCAAGCGUACCGCCACGAGCGACGGUACAUGAACCUGUUUGUGGUCGACGGGUGCCCCGAGGUGAUAGCGCGACAACUUCUCUUGACCUCCCUUGCAUUAGAGAAGACAACGAGAUGUGGUCUCUUAGAAAAAACUCGACGCUACUUGGAAGUUUACGGAAAUUUGUUGCUACGUCCUUCCACAUCGAGGUAUUUAAUCGCCAAAGCUCGCCAAUUAGUCGGCAUGAUUACCAACCCGGAUUACAUGAACUGUCUGCUGCCGUGCGUUUCAGUGGAACAGAUGAAGUAUCGUGAACGUGAUUAUAUGGAGAAUCUCUUGAAUUUCUGGACAACGGGCAAUACUAACCAGUUCAAUGCUUGUGAGCUUUGGGAACAUCGCCUGAGACACAGUCUGGGAAUGAGAUAUGACUGCAGGAUGGGAGUGUUCGACUGGGAUUAUCAUAUGCGUAUGAAGGAGAUCGGAAGCCAGAUAUGUUAUCCGGAAUACAAACACUUUCGGGAACACGGCGUAGCGUUCACGUGGCUGGAGACCGAAGUGUGCCGCCCAAAUGUAAGUCUCGCAGCUGGAGUUUACAAGUGCGGUGACCGAUAUCUCCACAGAGGAUAUUUGGGUGAUAUAGUAUCAUCGCCCUACAUAGGGUAUGGUCUAAACUGCGAGGACCAAGAUAUGUUGAAGUUAUCACAUGGUGUCAACCACAAACGCGCGACGGAUAUCGCGGAAAGGAAUGUAAUGAGGAUGCUAUAUGAGCUAGAAAAUCGUCAAGACUUCGAUGCAAAUGCAUUGAAUUUAGAAACGGAAAAGAAUUUGGGUAUGGUUGUGCUAGCUCAGAUCGACGCUAAGAUAUCCGAGAGCGGGCCAGAAGCACCUUUACUGCUACGCGAGGAUCGUGAUACAUAUAUUAAUGUGGAUUAUGGUAAAGUGCAUUUUUUGUCUCUGUCAGCGUUAGAGCAUUAUCCGCAUAAGCCGCAGUUCCAGGGUCUGUUUCACGGUGUGUUUCUGGGCCACAACAUGCUGGGCCGUGUGAAGCCGAGCGUGUGGUCGAUGGCGCGCGAUGACGCGGUGGUCUUCAUGGAGUCCAGGAAGUACAUGGUGGAGCAGAAGAGGGAGGAUGUGAAGGCCUUCGGUGAUCAGAUACAGCAGGCCGCGACAGCCGCACAGUGUGAAAAGAUUUCUACUUUCGAUCCAGAGAAGGAUGAUUUUGCGAAGUUCUUGAUUAAAAGACGAAGCGAGAGCUUCGAUCUUUCUUAAGAAGUAAUAAUUAAAUCUUAAUUCAAGCUACAUACAUUAUUCAUUCACAUUUAUAUUUAUAAUGGUCUUUGAACCGUAAUUGUGAACUUAGUCUAGUCUUAUUAAAUAAAUUAUUCUCAUUAAAAUUUGCUUUCCAUUUAUCUAUCUAAUUAUUUUUGUGAAUUUUUUAUUUGAACGGGGACAUAGUUUCGGCCCCUUGUUUCAAUGAUAGCACUGUGUAUACAUCUCAUUUAUUUGCUUGAUUUAGAAGAGUUAUGUAUGUACUUACCAUGAUUCGUUCUGUACUUACCAUCCACAUUGUAUAUUCCAAGUAAGUCAUCAUUUGGAUCAGGUAGUCGUAAUUCCGCAGCGGCUCUCCGGAUUGUGUGUUUUCCUCAAAAAAGUCUAUAAGACUUGA
This is a messenger RNA of Trichoplusia ni (cabbage looper), 2282 nucleotides long. RefSeq names its product dynein assembly factor 3, axonemal homolog (gene Dnaaf3). NCBI's taxonomy places the organism in Eukaryota, Metazoa, Arthropoda, Insecta, Lepidoptera, Noctuidae. The record is from RefSeq and is a predicted model, not a curated record. The transcript has a single exon. Gene Ontology annotation, biological process: motile cilium assembly; axonemal dynein complex assembly. Bases 506 to 1885 code for a protein of 459 amino acids.